AUGACACCAACUUCACCACAUGGGGACUUUAUGCAAGAAAUGUUUGAUUUCAUCCCCACAAUUAAAGUCAUCAACAAAGAAAACAAGGAUUCAACGAACCUCCUGAAAUGCCUCAAUGCACUGAGAGUUACUUUAAAUGGCACACUAAAACUUUGGAGUCAACUGCAGAAAGAAUCAGUUAAGUUUUUAUUGACAAGACGACUAAAUCAGGAUCCUCUUGAGAAUUUUUUUGGGUCCAUACGUCAGCAGGGAGGAAAUGCCGAUAAUCCAACCCCAAUCCAAUUUUGUUGGGCUUUUCGAAAGUUGUUUUACAACCACUUCUUGGAGCAGUCAUCCGGAAACUGUGCGGAAGACGUUGACAAAAUCUUGGUGCAACUUCAUCCUCCUCCAAGGAAUAACUCAUCAAAAGAAAAUCAACCCCUGGCUCAAGAUCAACCCUUUGUGGUAGACGAGUCCGACUAUCGUGAUCUUGCAAUUGAUCCAGAUCAGAGUAAUUCUGGUGCCAAUGCCAUCACCUAUGUAGCUGGUUACAUGAUUACCAAGUGUUUUCAAAAACAUAAAUGUAACACGUGUGUUUCAAACCUUGUCAAUGAUGAACUUGAUAAUGGUAAAAAACUCUUUUGUUAUUUCAAAGGAUAUGAUUCGAGAAAAACAUUUGGUGGCCUUACUGUUCCAACAGAUAAGUUCACUCAAUACAUCACAGCAGUUGAAGAGAAGAUUGUUCAGUUAUUUCCAACAGUCAUAAAGAAGAAAGGUGUUGCACAAGAUUUGCUUUCACAGCUUCCUCUCUUCACAGUUCCAUGUCCUGAUUUUCCUGGUGAGUUUGUUCUAAGACUUUUCUUGAGAAUGAGAAUUUACUACAUUUUGAAGUUUGGAAACAGAGAACUAUCAUCUCCGAAGAGUAAAAACAGAAAAUAUUUUAAAGUUCAAAAUUUGUAACAUUGCCACUUGUCUGGUGCAUUAGCCUGUGUACAGUCUGAUAUGAAUGCAUUUGUGUGUGAAUAUGUUGAAAACGGAUGACUCAUUUGAACAUGAAUAAACUAUUUAUUCUACUGGGGCCGGUUGUUCAAAGCUGGUUUUGCUUAACCCUGGGUUAACCUAAAAUUCAAAGCAAACUUCCUGACAGCUUGUCUAUAAAUUUGGAAAUAUUUCUUCAGAGAUCUUGUCUAGAUCGAUAGGAAUUUAUUUCUCUGAAGUUUUGAAAUAAACGGACGUGCAGAAAUACAUUUAAAUGGGUUAAAUUUUAACCCAGGAUUAGCGCUAACCCACCUUUGAACAACCGGCCCCUGCACAUAAAAUAAUAGAGUCCAUGACAUUUUAUUAAAGAUUAAAGUUGUCAUGCAUUUACUUUACGAACUGCGUGAGCUCCGGUAAUCAAGAUCAAGUUAUUGGGGGUCAUUCCAGAAAACAUCCAUACCACCCCCACAGAGGAAAUAUGAAGUUGACCUCACCCCCCUACCCCCUUCGGAUGUCCUAAUACAUUUACUAUUAUCAGAAACAAUUUUUUCUUCCCUCCCCCUCCGGAUGGCAGAAAUUUCCUGUUGGGAGAGUAUGGAUCUUUUCUGGAAGGACCCAUUUUACAAGCCUAGUGUGGGUAUUUUUGUUUUUGUAAUAUAAAGUGUAUUGUUUGAGGUUGCAUUCAGCAAGCCUGUCAUUGGCAUACUAGGUUAGGGGCAUUACCCAUGAAGUGCUGAAAGUUAACAAGUGUAGUUUGAUUCUUUAUCUAAUAUAAUUUGAGCUCUUGCAGGGUUUAGGGCAAUUAGGGGUAUGGUUUGUAUAUGGAAUUAAUACCCUAUUAUAACCGAUUACCGAAGCUCUAGGUUUUUUAAACAUGGGUUCUGGUUUACUGGAACUAUAUAUAGCCACGUCGCUUUUAUAAUACUUUUUAUAUUGUUCAUUAGUUCAACUGUGUUGUGAAUUAAAUAUUUACCAAAAUGAGAGAUUUUAUUGGGAUAUUCCGGCAUAAAUGACAGUUGUAAACUGCUCUGUCUACUCAUUGUUUUAUACUUUUUUUCAUACGUUUAUCACUUUAUACAGGUACAGUAUUUUAGUAUAAUAUAAAAAUUUAUACAUAGAAAUCAAACUUUUUAUCUCUGAUACAUACCCCUUUAAAAGACAUCUUAAUGGUAACUUAAUUUCAUAUUCACAAGAGAUGCUCUUGAUUCUUCAAUCCACAAAAAGUUCGAUCCAAUGAGGCCGCGAAAUAAUGCAAAACACUGAUAGAAAUUAAGAUGUUCGUACGUGGUUCGUACCUUCGUACUGACGCCAUGUUACACCGUCAUCUUCCUAGCAAGUGUCAUGGCGUGAGCAUGACGUGUACAUCAAGGGAAAUUUGAGGACACGAAUUCCUAUUAAGUUACGCAUCUGGUAUAUACUUCAUCUGUGCCAUUACUCUGGCCAGUAAACUGGCUGCUGGCGUACUAUAGAUUAUAUGGAGAAGAGUCAGCCGAUUAGCGCGUUUGACGCCGGCUGACAGCCGGAAAUUUUGUCUCCGAAUACUAUUCGUUCAAAAAAUGCGCGCAUUUCGGAGACUGGUUCUAGAAUGUUUCAUAAGCAGAAAACGACCAAAAUUACAUUAAAUUUUCCGAAAAUCAUCGAAAUGCAUCUAAAUUCAUCUUCCCAAUGCAUAUAUUUAGCUAUGCGACAGGUCAAUAAACGGGGGGGGAAAACAAUUUCGGCAAAAAGAAAAAUUCAAAUUCGUUUGCGCGCACUCCGGACUCGAACUCACGACCCUCAGCAUACAUGCUGAGUGUUGUUCCCUUGCGCCACCACGCCUUACGCGGAAAAUAUGUCAAUUAAUUGUAUAUAUACAAGUUAUUCUUAGCCAGCGCAAUUUGUGAUUGCGUAAAUACGUACACCAUUGUACACGGCCAAGGGUACAGUAGCAGCCGAGCCGUAUUUACUCUUUAAUACAAUACUUACAAUACAUCACCGCAUCACGGCAUAGAUCACGGCUACCAGCCGGGGUUAUUUAACUGUAAUACAACUCUACAAUGCAAUACGAGUGUCAGCCGAGCCUGUCGGUAGUAUACUAUAGUAUACUACAAUACAUCACGGCUACCAGCCGGCAAUACCGCUAUAAGCCGGGUAUGUCUGUAGCAUACUAUAGAAAAUAUCACGGCUACCAGCCGGGGUUAUUUAACUGUAAUACAAUACUAAAAUGCAAUACAACUGUCAGCCAAGCCUGUUGGUAGUGUAGUAUACUACGAUACAUCACGGCUACCAGCCGACAAUACUGCCAACAGCCCGCCCUGCCUGUAGUAUACUAUAGUAUACUACAAUACAUCGCGGGUACCAGCCGGCAAUACGGCUAUCAGCCGGGCGUGUCUGUAGUAUACUAUAGUAUACUACAGACACGCCCGGCUGAUAGCCGUAUUGCCGGCUGGUAGCCGCAAUGUAUUGUAGUAUACCAUAGUAUACUACCGACAGGCUCGGCUGACACUCGUAUUGGAUUGUAGACUGUAGUAUUUUAUUAUAGUUAAAUAACCCCGGCUGGUAGCCGUGAUGUAUUGUAGUAUACUAUAGUAUACUACCGACAGGCUCGGCUGACACUCGUAUUGCAUUGUAGAGUUGUAUUACAGUUAAAUAACCCCUGCUGGUAGCCGUGAUCUAUGCCGUGAUGCGGUGAUGUAUUGUAAGUAUUGUAUUAAAGAGUAAAUACGGCUCGGCUGCUACUGUACCCUUGGCCGUGUACAAUUGUGUACGUAUUUACGCAAUCAUAAAUCGCGCUGGCUAAGAAUAAGUUGUAUAUAUACAAUUAAUUAACAUAUUUUCCGUGUAAGACGUGGUGGCGCAAGGGGACAACACUCAGCGUGUAUGCUGAGGGUCGUGAGUUCGAGUCCGGAGUGCGCGCAAACGAAUUUGAAUUUUCCUUUUUGCCGAAAUAGUUUUUUUUCUCGUUUAUUUACCUGUCGCAUAGCUAACUAUAUGCAUUGGGAAGAUGAAUUUAGAUGCAUUUCGAUGAUUUUCGGAAAAUUUAAUGUAAUUUUGGUCGUUUUCUGCUUAUGAAACAUUCUAGAACCAGUCUCCGAAAUGCGCGCAUUUUUUGAACGAAUAGUAUCACAAUAUAGUAUACUAUAGUACUAUAGCGGGUGAUGUGUGUCAAAAUUCAAUAACACAUUUGGCAAUGAUAACGUACCAUUUUGCUACAAUAAUAACACAUCUGGCAACGAUAAAGUAAACUUUUGCUAUAAUUUUGUGGCGGUUACAAGACAUUUGUUAACAAUAACAAAACAUUUAAUGACAAAGUAUUAUUUUGCAACAACAUAAACGUAUCGUUUUAUUAUUUGCCAACAAUCGUACAUUUGGCAAGUACAAUCCCGUGAUGCAAUUGGGCACUAGCUCCAGAUGGUGCGAAAACGGCGCUUAAUUUAUAAUAUUUUCACACAAAAUAGCGAUCAAGAUAUCGAAGAAAACGGAGUACGAACUGCUCUUGUAACGCGAUUGGAAAUGUUAUUGACGAUGUAACGGAAUGCCUUUCAACAGAGCUUGAUGAUGUUAUUGAUCGUAUUCGCGAUUUUUCUGAAGACCUUUACCGAUGCCUAGCAAAUCUGACAGCACGAAAUCCCGAAAUUUACAGCGAAUUGCUACAUCAGGUCAGACUUCUCGUAGAUGUCAUACAACGUCAUAUUUUGAAUAAUGAAAAUUAUGGACCGAAAACAUUGGGAAUCAUCCUAAGGUCAAUGCCAGGUAGACCAAAAUUUGAAAUUUUGAGAGACCAGCUGCAGUAUCUGCAGAUUUAUUUUGUGGUGAAUUGGCCACACCAUCCAGUAGCUGUACAAUUAUAUAUCUAGCUUGUAGUAGAGAUGACUGAAUAUCAUCUGACGCCGAAGCCAUGUUUACUUAUAGUCCAGGAGCUACUAACAUAACAUUAUGACCCAUUUUCCUCAAAAGUGCUGACCCCCAAUAUGAAAAGGUACCAUCAAGGGCAAAAAAAUUUCAUUGGUCAGCUUGCCCGAUUUGGGUUCGUUUGGGGUCCAGGCCCUUACAAAUGCCUCGAAUUCGGACCUUUAAUGAACCUCAUUAGCCUCAAGGCUGUAAUUGUGCUAGCAUAUGCAGUCUUACUAUACAAAAGAGAAUAUGGAAAAGCUAACCGAAAAAUACGGUUCUAACACUUAGUUAGACCCCCCGCAAAGAUACAAUCCGGGAUCAUCAUUAGAUCCCAUUAACUACAAACUCAAAUCUUUGUGUGAACAAUCUUCAUGUCAUAAAAAGGUAAUUGGCAACAAAGCUUACCAAAAAUUACGGUUCCUUUGUUAAGUCAGACAACGUUUUACCAAAUACGCGAAGUAGAACUCAUUUCAUCUUACAUGAAGUACUGUUCCUGAACAACAAAGAUGGCGAAACUGUAAGUACUUAAUACGUUAUAAUAUUGUGUUUUUAAGUCCUGUUUGUGUUAAAUUACUGCAUGAAUGUAAUUUUUUUUUGCCAUAGCAAGUUGUUUUCAUUACUUCUAUGUUUGUUUGUCUCUGGUAAACGUAAAUAUAAUGUAUUAAAUUGUCUUUUUUUAUUGUUUUUCUGGGAAAAUAAUGCUCUCAAUAACGAAGUGAAUCAACACCUGUGAUGUAUGCAUAAAAGUCAGAAAAGCAACGAAUUCUUAGUUAUUUUGCAGGUAAUUGAUCGAAAUUUAUAGCUAGUGGACUCAAUUAAUAUUCGUAUUUAUAUUUUUGAAAAUACUAAACACUUGAGAUAACUUCGCUAUUAUUAAAACACGUAAUAAAAAAUAUUACGAACUUGUCACUUUAUCUUAAAAAAAUUACAGGCACAUGAAUUAACACAGUUUAAUCCAUUUUUGAAGCACCUGAUGACUUGAAGAAAGAGCUUCUACUACUCCAUGGCCAAAGGUGACUGACAUUGUUACUCGAUAUGUCAGGUAAUAAUAGUGUAAUUAUAUCAAGUUUUGAAUACAAAAAAUGUGUGUAAGGCAAACAAGGCCUGUCACGUCUGAUAAGGUACAUUUAAAUUCUUAUAGUUACUGGAAAUAUCAUAUCCUAAUUGUUGAAUAACAUUUUGACUAAUUCUCGUCAAUGAAAAAGAAAAAUUUCAUCGGAAUUUAACAAUUUUAAGACUAAUUAUCCAUAAAUAUAUUACUUUAUAGCUACUUGUGAGACUCGUUCAACCGAUGCCGAUUACGCAACAGAAAGUAACAAUUGAAAUAUUGGUAGGUUUAGUCAUGUAAUUGUAUUGUAAAUUAUUUGAGUUUACAAACAGUAUUAACAAAAAAUUUAAAACCAUAAUUAUUCAUCAAUAUUUUAUUUUAUUUUAUUUUAUAUUUACUUGUCAGACUGAUUCAACCGAUACCGAUUACAGUGAAAAUAUUGGUAAGUUUAGUCAUGUAAUUGUAUUGUAAAUUAUUUGAGUUUACAAACAGUAUUAACAAAAAAUUUAAAACCAUAAUUAUUCAUCAAUAUUUUAUUUUAUUUUAUUUUAUAUUUACUUGUCAGACUGAUUCAACCGAUACCGAUUACAGUGAAAAUAUUGGUAAGUUUGGUCAUGCAAUUGUAUUUUAAAUUAUUUGAGUUUACAAAUAGUUUUAGCAAAAUAUAAUAUUAUAAUCAUUCAUCAAUAUUUUAUUUUAUAGCCACUUGUGAGACUGAUUCCAGCUGAUACUGAUUACGUAACAGAAGGAAACUAUGAAAAUAUUGGCAAGUUUAAUUAUGUAAAAUUUUCUAAGUUACACUUUUUGUAAUUAGUGAUGUUAGUUUCGUAUAUCCUGUUUCGUAUAUGUUGUGUUCUGCAUGUAGGAGAAGGUUCCGAAAUAGGAAAAAUUAAUUAUUUUACAUCAAACACUCUGGAAAAGUGCAAGACUAUCCUAGCAGCAAGGAAAGAAGGAAACUUAAAGUACAAGGAUACCCAGCUUCCUGAGGGUGUAACCAAAACUCAUGGAUUUCAUAUAGAGUGUUAUCGAAGAUUCAUUGCCCUGUCGGAAACUAAAAGGAAAAGUCUCCAAAACAAUAUGAAAGACGCUAGUUCUACUCCCUUGACACGUUCAAGAAUUCCAACAGCAAUACCAACAGGUUCAAGUGGAGUGUUUUCAAAGAUAUGUAUUUUUUGCUUGAAAAAGGUUAAGAAGCAUAAGAAUUCAAUGCAGAAACUAAUUGCAGCCUCCACAGAAAACUUUCAAGAGAACAUAAAGAUGUAUGCUCGUUGGUUAAACGAUCAACCCAUGCUAUUGAGGAUUGGUAAUGAGGAUUUUGUUAGUAAAGAAAUCUAUUAUCAUGGUAUAUGUCGGGUUAGUUAUCAGAGUAGAGCGGAAAAGACCCCUUUUGCAAUACAAGAGAAGAAGGCACAUGAAUUGGAGAAGCCUAAACCUGAAACAUGCAUGUUGGCAUGUUUCAAGAGAACCACACCGCAAAGCAUUUGGGGCGAUCUGCUGCCUUAUUAA
This is a messenger RNA of Paramuricea clavata, 7384 nucleotides long. NCBI's taxonomy places the organism in Eukaryota, Metazoa, Cnidaria, Anthozoa, Malacalcyonacea, Plexauridae. The record is from the annotation of a GenBank genome assembly.